AUGACGAUCCGAGUCAAGAUGAGGAGGGCAGUGCCCAAGUCAGCGACGGUGGUACAUACUUGCAACGAGUGGGGGGGGGGGGGGAGGGAACUCACGGUGGCUGAUGGUACACUACUGCCGACUUCCACCACCUACCGCCUCGGUGCUGCGUCGAUGCGCUAG
This is a messenger RNA of Microbotryum saponariae, 162 nucleotides long. NCBI's taxonomy places the organism in Eukaryota, Fungi, Basidiomycota, Microbotryomycetes, Microbotryales, Microbotryaceae. The record is from the annotation of a GenBank genome assembly.